Labeo rohita (rohu) is the source of this 3321-nucleotide messenger RNA. It is a transcript of the gene ces2b, whose product is annotated as carboxylesterase 2b. The transcript is spliced from 25 exons. The coding region runs from base 67 to 3321 and encodes 1084 amino acids. The record is from RefSeq and is a predicted model, not a curated record. Lineage: Eukaryota; Metazoa; Chordata; Actinopteri; Cypriniformes; Cyprinidae.
CGCAGUUGUGUUAAUAAGAGUGUGCAGAACACUGAACGCUCAUUCUGCUGUGGGACUGAACACGGCAUGACAAUGAGAGGCUCUGUCCUGAUUUCACUCUGCAUCCUGAUCCAGCUGAGUCUACAAAACACGGUGAAAGCAGAGGACGGACCUGUCCUGCAAACCAAGUUUGGGGCCCUGAAAGGUGAAUAUGUGAAAGCAAAGGGAAAGGACACAGUUGUCCACUCCUAUCUGGGCAUUCCGUUUGCCAAGCCACCCAUGGGCCCAUUGAGAUUUUCUCCUCCACAGCCUGCAGAGAAAUGGACCGUAGUGAGAGACGCUACAAAGCAGCCGUUAAUGUGUCUGCAGGAUAAGCAGUUAGUUAAAGACUUGGUAGCUAAUACGUCUAUGAGUGUAGAGGUUCCUGACUCAUCAGAGGACUGUCUUUACCUGAACGUCUACACACCUUCUAAACCUGGAUCAAAUGACAAGUUGCCUGUUAUGGUUUGGAUUCAUGGGGGAGGUUUUUAUCUAUGCUCAGCUUCCAUUUUUGAUGGACAUGUUUUGGCUGCUUAUCAGGAUGUAGUUGUAGUCCUGAUUCAAUACAGGCUUGGUCUGCUUGGAUUUUUCAGCACGGGAGAUGAACAUGCGCCAGGAAACUAUGGUCUUCUGGAUCAGGUUGCAGCUCUUCAGUGGGUUCAGGAGAACAUCCACAGCUUUGGUGGAGAUCCUGGAUUAGUGACCAUCUUUGGAGAGUCUGCUGGAGGAGUCAGUGUGUCUUUACAUGUUCUUUCUCCAUUAUCGGCAAAUCUCUUCCAUCAUGCCAUUGCAGAGAGCGGUACGGCAGCAAUGGAUGGGACAUCAAAUCCCAACCCUCUGGCAUUAGCUCAGGCUGUAGGAAAUUUAUCUGGCUGUGAUAUUUCCAGCACCAAGAAAAUUGUUGACUGUUUGAUGCAGCUGACAGAAGACGACAUAUUGAAGAUCACUUUGGAGCAUCCAAUGCUUCGUUUUGGAGUGACAAUGGAUGGCCGGUUCCUUUCCAAACCUGCAGCAGAGCUUCUUGAAUCCCACGAGUUUAACAAAGUGCCUCUGAUCACUGGAAUCACUGAUGAUGAGUGGGGUUAUAUUAUGACUGACUUCUUUUCACCUCCAGGAUGGACAGAUGGGAUGGAUAUGGAGCAGAUCAUGCCAAUUUUAACCAUGUUUAAUCCUACUCUUCAAGAUGAGUCAGUUGCUGAGCUUGUUUUAAAUGAGUAUCUGGGUGCAUCUCCUGACAGGAUCAAAAUCAGAGAUGGUUUUCGAGAGAUGUUAGGAGACUUUAUGUUCAACAUCCCAGCUCGCAAACUGGCAAAUUACCACAAAGAUACCGGUGCACCAGUAUAUGUGUAUGAAUUCCAGCAUACUCCCAGCAUACUUCAAAAGAAAAGACCCAGUUUUGCUGGAAGUGACCAUACAGAUGAAAUUGCAUUUGUUUUUGGUUCUUGCUUUGCAAAUGGACAUUUAAAGCUGGAAGGUGAACUCUCAGAAGAAGAGAAUGAACUUUGUAAAACUGUCAUGGCGUAUUGGGGAAACUUUGCUCGCACUGGGUCUCCGAAUGGUCCGGGCCUCACAAAGUGGCCUAAAUAUGGAGCUGAGGCUGAGUAUCUCGGCAUUGGACUGCAACAAAAACCUGGGAAAGACCUGAAGGGAAAACACUUCACUUUUAUGACUCAAACCCUUCCGCAGAUAAUAAAAGAGCGAAAGGAAGGACCUGUAGUACACACCAAAUUAGGAUCUCUGAGAGGUGCCUUCCUGACUGUUAAGGGCAAGGACACAAUUGUCAACAGCUACUUAGGCGUACCGUUUGCCAAGCCCCCUGUGGGCCCCCUGAGACUGGCUCGGCCCCAGCCUGUAGAGAAAUGGGACGGAGUGAGAGAUGCGACCAAACAGCCACCCAUGUGCCUCCAGGACAGGCAAGUUAGUGUGGUUGAAUUUGAGUUUCUUGCUAUGGAUGUGGAGAUUCCCGAGGUAUCAGAAGACUGCUUGUAUCUCAACAUCUACACUCCAGUCAAACCUGGUGAAGAGGCAAAGCUACCAGUGAUGGUUUGGAUUCAUGGUGGAGGACUUUCUCUUGGUUCAGCUUCAGUUUACGACGGCUCCGUUCUGUCAGCGUAUCAGGAUGUGGUUGUGGUGCUGAUUCAGUACAGACUGGGUCUGCUGGGAUUCUUUAGCACGGGAGAUGAACAUGCGCCAGGAAACUAUGGUUUCCUGGAUCAGGUUGCUGCUCUUCAGUGGAUUCAGGAGAACAUCCAUAGCUUCGGUGGAGAUCCUGGAUCUGUGACCAUCUUUGGAGAGUCUGCUGGAGGAAUGAGUGUAUCCACACUGAUCCUUUCGCCAUUGGCUUCUGGUCUGUUUCAUCGUGCCAUUGCAGAAAGUGGGACUGCUUUUUGGGAUGGUUUUGUGAUGGGUAAUCCUUUACUGAGGGCUCAGAAUACAGCCAAAUUAUGUAAAUGUGACAGCAGCAGCUCAUCUGAGAUCGUUGACUGCAUCAUGCGCUGGUCUGAGGAGGAAGUUCUGGAAUGUUCCAAUCAGUUUGUGAUGAUGUACUUCAGUCUGGCUGUGGAUUCUUAUUUCCUUCCCAAACCUGUGGAGGAGAUCGUAAAGAAGCAAGAGUUCAGUAAAGUUCCUCUCAUCACAGGAAUUACCAAUGAUGAGUUUGGCUUUUUAUUGACGGGGUAUUUUGCGGGUAAAGGAUGGAUUGAUGGGAUUGAUAAAGAGCAAGCCAUAAAUGACUUGACCUUGAUAUAUCCUGAUCCCAGGGAUCGAUGGAUCAUUGAUCUGGUGGCGAACGAGUACCUGGGCGACACAAGCGACCCCAUUCAAAUCCGAGACAUUUAUAGAGAGAUGAUGGGUGACCUGAUGUUCAACAUCCCUGCCGUCCAAAUGGCAAAAUACCACAGUGAUCUCGCCUGCAGCUGCGGUGCGGAGGUGGUUUACAUGGAGCUCUAUGCACAUCAGGGAGUAGAACCAGAGAACCAGAGUAGCUCUAGGGACUUUUUCAGACGAUGCCAAGCCCAUGCACCCUCACUCUGCCGGGCAUCAGAGUAUGAUGACGCACCCUACUCUGGGAAUUUAUGGUUCUCCAUAACCAUGAAAAUGCUGAGCUUCAGGGCUUUUUUGAGAAUUGCCAGGACCACGUACCCUCACUCUGGCAGGCAUGAGAGGAAGAUGACUCUGGUUCUCCAUAAGUACGAAAGCCGAGCUCCAGGGGCUUUUCCAGAUGCCAAGCCCAUGCACCCUCACUCUAGUGGGUAUCAGAGUAAAAUGAUGCACCCUAUUCUGGGAAUUGAUGGUUCUCCAUAA